GGGUAAGGGAGGAAGAAGCAGGUGUCGGAGGAGGGGGGCCCCCCUUUCUCGGGCACAGGGGCUGCAACGCUGCCCCCCUCAUCUAAUGGAAGGGUCCUGCCCGCCAUCUGCGCGCGCGGGGUCUGCAACCAGGGAGGAGGCAGAAGGAGGCGGUGGAUCAGCCACGGGUCAACCCUGGCGGGCUUCCGUCCGCAAGCGGAUGCCUGGAAGUUGACGCGAACUCCGGGCCUCUGGGAAGCCCCCGGGAGCCAGGGCGACUCCCAUCGCGGGACAGGCCUCCACCGGCGCUGCCUGCUCCGCCGGGCCUGGAGGAGGGGCCGCUUCGCCCCUGCAAGGCGUGAGGGCGGGGACCCGGGCCAGAGACCCGCGCCGGGAGGGAGCGCGGCGCCCGCCGCCCUUCAAUUGGCCGCGCCGCCCCCUCUCCGGAGACGCGGGAGGCGGCGGCCCUCCAUUGGUCGGGCUAGUCGGCCAAUCCCUGAAAGUCCGGGGCAGGCGGUGGGGGGCAGUUCGUGCGGGACUCCGGAGCAGAGCGGGAGCGUCUGGGGUUCCUCGUCCGACCGAGCAGCCGAGGCACCGCCCGCGUCCCGCCGCCGCGUCCCGGCGACUCCUGCGCCGCCCCAGGAGAGCGAGCUGCGAGCAUCUUGUAGUGCGGCCACUCCUCGGGGCCAGGAGCGGGGAAACCGAGUGCAAGAAACCCUCGGACCCGAACUCAGCCUCUUCCCGCCGCGCGGAUCAUCAUGACCCACUUCAACAAGGGCCCUUCCUAUGGGCUCUCGGCCGAGGUCAAGAACAAGAUUGCUUCCAAGUAUGACCAUCAGGCAGAAGAAGAUCUCCGCAACUGGAUAGAAGAGGUGACAGGCAUGAGCAUUGGCGCCAACUUCCAGCUGGGCUUGAAAGACGGCAUUAUCCUCUGCGAACUCAUAAACAAGCUCCAGCCAGGCUCAGUGAAGAAGGUCAAUGAGUCCUCGUUAAACUGGCCUCAGUUGGAGAAUAUCGGCAACUUUAUUAAAGCUAUUCAGGCUUAUGGCAUGAAGCCACAUGACAUAUUUGAAGCAAAUGAUCUUUUUGAGAAUGGAAACAUGACCCAGGUUCAGACUACGUUGGUGGCCCUUGCAGGUCUGGCCAAAACAAAAGGAUUCCAUACAACCAUUGACAUUGGAGUUAAGUAUGCAGAAAAACAAACAAGACGUUUUGAUGAAGGAAAAUUAAAAGCCGGCCAGAGUGUAAUUGGUUUGCAGAUGGGAACCAACAAAUGCGCCAGCCAAGCAGGUAUGACAGCCUAUGGGACGAGGAGGCACCUUUAUGAUCCCAAAAUGCAAACUGACAAACCUUUUGAUCAGACCACAAUUAGCCUGCAAAUGGGCACCAACAAAGGAGCCAGCCAGGCGGGAAUGUUAGCACCGGGUACCCGAAGAGACAUCUACGAUCAGAAGCUAACAUUACAACCCGUGGACAACUCGACGAUUUCCCUACAGAUGGGUACCAACAAAGUCGCUUCCCAGAAAGGAAUGAGUGUGUAUGGGCUUGGGCGGCAAGUGUAUGAUCCCAAAUACUGUGCUGCUCCCACAGAGCCUGUCAUUCACAACGGAAGCCAAGGAACAGGAACCAAUGGGUCAGAAAUCAGUGAUAGUGAUUAUCAGGCAGAAUACCCAGAUGAGUAUCAUGGCGAGUACCAAGAUGACUACCCCAGAGAUUACCAGUAUGGUGAUCAAGGCAUUGAUUACUAGGUUCACAGAGGGGCUCAGUGUUUAGCCCAUUGUUCUUAUUUGGUGAGAACCAAGCUAGCCUUGAGUAAUUUUUAUCUUGUCUUCCUAAAACACUAUUAUGCUUAUUGUACCUAAAGGAACUAUUGCCUUACAUACAUUCCUUUUUCCUUUUUCUGCCUCUUCCCUAAAUAGUUGCCUUUUAGUGCUGUGACAGUUAAAUCCUACAGCAUAACCAGUAACUCACAUAUGAAGUAAAAAGGAAUACUGUGAAAGGGGAGUACUCUUGUACAGUCAAUUCUUUCAUUAAAAUCUAUGCAUUUUUACAGUCCUCUACUUAAACUGGUAUUUUCAAACAAUAGGAAGCUAUUUUUUUUUUUUUACAGUUUAGUAUCUUGUUUCUACAUGGAAGACUAAACAUGCUUAUAGCUAAAUGUGGUCUUUGCCAACUAAAUUUAAGAUGCAGCGUUUUAGAAAUUUACAUAUCAAUGUUUCUACAGUAUUGUUUGCUAAUUUUUAAAUAAAGUCCUGAUCAGUGUGCAUUUGUGAUUAUAUGUGUACUUAUUUUUUACCUAAGCCGACGAGAUCUUUUCCGAGUGGUGUUUCAAAAGGAGCAUGUACAAAACCGGCCUGCAGACAUCAAAGUCUGGGGGUGCCUUUGCUCUUCCUGUUUGUGCCAAUGUAUCGAUGUAGAAUUGCUCUGUUUUCCUCCACUGUAUUUAUUGCUGCAUUUCUCAGCAUAAACCUAUCCCAUUGUAUUUUUUAUAAAUAAAUAUUUUUUUUGAACAUU
This is a messenger RNA of Capra hircus (goat), 2493 nucleotides long. It is a transcript of the gene CNN3, whose product is annotated as calponin 3. Lineage: Eukaryota; Metazoa; Chordata; Mammalia; Artiodactyla; Bovidae. The coding region runs from base 738 to 1727 and encodes 329 amino acids. The transcript has 7 exons. Gene Ontology annotation, molecular function: actin binding. The record is from RefSeq and is a predicted model, not a curated record. Gene Ontology annotation, biological process: actomyosin structure organization.